Zea mays is the source of this 600-nucleotide messenger RNA. RefSeq lists its product as uncharacterized. The coding region runs from base 1 to 600 and encodes 199 amino acids. The transcript is spliced from 7 exons. Lineage: Eukaryota; Viridiplantae; Streptophyta; Magnoliopsida; Poales; Poaceae. The record is from RefSeq and is a predicted model, not a curated record.
AUGAGGGGGGCGCGGGCGGGAGUGGGCGCUGGCUGCAGCGGCAGGAGGUGGGACGGCAAGCCUAUAAUUUUCGGGCUUCAGAACUUUGAUAGGAGCAGUGUUGCAUAUGUUGUCACAACUGUAGAUAAGGUGUUUAACCAAAAUUUGUCUGAAUCGGUGGAAAUAAAGCUGUUAUUGGUCUACUCAACCUUAUUCAUGAUCAUGUUACAAGUCCAUUACUUAUCAGCCACCAUAACAAACUUGCUGCAGGGAGGUGCAACCCAUGUUGACAUAGCAUGUGACAAGGACUUAGUAAAGCUUGCCAUGGAUCUUACCAACCUUCCGAUCUGUGUCUCAUCUGUAGAUCCUUCAGGGUUCCAUUCUGCAGUACAAGCAGGAGCUAAAAUGGUUGAGAUUGGAAACUAUGAUUCUUUUUAUGAGAUGGGCAUUGAGUUCUCCUCUGAGCAGAUACUGAAGCUAACAAGGGAAACAAGGAAGAUGCUUCCAGUCAUCACCUUAUCAGUAACAGUUCCUCACACACUUAGUUUGCCAGAUCAGGUAUAUCAUCAUCCCCAAUCACUGACCUUAAGACAGUGUAUAGCGGUUAUUGUGGUGGUUUAA